Molecule: messenger RNA, 835 nt
Organism: Leguminivora glycinivorella
Lineage: Eukaryota; Metazoa; Arthropoda; Insecta; Lepidoptera; Tortricidae
Exons: 2
Coding region: 76-558 (160 amino acids)
Source: RefSeq, a predicted model, not a curated record
GCUUGGAUCGAAUCAAGUAGGCUGCUUCCACCAUUUGUAUUGAGACGAGUCAAUGAGAUCAAGCAAAUUAAGGAUAUGUUAGGAGUAGAGCAGCGCUAUGUUAACUCAAAACAAAACCCUGCAGAUAUAGCUACUAGGCCAGAACUGUGGCAUCAAAAACGGGAUCUAUGGCUCCAUGGUCCAGAUUUUCUUCUACAAGACCAAAACAAUUGGCCAAAGCAGCAGAAGAACGAAGAAUUGUGCUUGGUUGGGAGGGCCCUGGACAUGGUGGACGGUCCAGAGAUGACAAUGAGAGGAUAUGAAGACCAAGAUAAUGAACUUGACUUUCCUGAAUUGGAAGAAAAUUCUGCACCCACUACACUUCAUGAAAGUUUGGAUUCUUUGCAAGACCUCUCAGAAAAAGAGUCAGUGUCCGAAAUAAAGAAGUUGCAAGGAAAAUACUUUUCAGAAGAAGUUUCAGGAAAGGUCACUAGUUUGUUACGAAACUUAGGUCUCUUUAGAGAUGAAGAUGGGAUCUUGAGAUGCAAAGGAAGAAAUCACCCUUCACAACCGAGAUAAUACUGAAGACGCAUAGAGAUAACUACCAUGUUGGUGUACCGCACACGCUAAGCAUAUUACGCGAGAAGUAUUGGAUCCCUCAUGGGCGAGCCCAAGUUCAGAAAACCCUAAAGAUGUGUUCACAGUGUGAGAAAUAUGCCGGAGGUCCUUACAAACUGCCACCACCACCUGCACUACCCAGUGAAAGGGUUAACUAUAGUUCUCCAUUUACCUUCACUGGAUUAGACUACCUCGGACCGGUUUUAGUGGAGACAAAUACUGGCAGAGAAAAACGAUG